AUGUUCUCAAGUUUAAGAGGCAAGAACCAACGACCUUUAUCAUCAUCCAUAAAUUCACAGGCAUCUCGAGCUACAAACACUACACAUGCUAAUACAAUCUCUUUGAGUUCAGGAAACUUAAUAGUGGGCUCCACGAAGAAAUUUAAAAUCGAAAGUAACACGUUAAGUGUUGGUGCUACAAGAAAUAGUAAUCAGUUAUCGCCAUCGUCGAUAUCCACUGGCUUCAGAGGCAAAGAUGGUGCAACUACAAGGAUUAAUAGCAAAGACGCGACACCGAUAGAGGAUAACAAGAAUAAAGUUCUUGAAUUGGUAUUGAUAUAUCACGAACCUAGAAGGUCAGAUGAAUUGAUCUUAUUAAAUAUUUCAGAAUUGAAUGGGAUUAGAAAAGGUGACCUUUGUGAAUUGAAGACUUAUAGUCAUCGUUCUACAUCAUCUUCUCCCAAGAAUAAAAAAAUAUAUUUUAUUGCCAAGGAUUUCGAUUCAGAGAUAAAAAUGCGAUGUAAAGGUGCAAAUAUUUCUAUUCAAUCCGGUCCAUUACAAAACCUUUUAGAUUUACCCUUGAAAUCAAAAGUUUGGGUAAAAUCCAUUAAUUCCAAGAAAAGUAAAUUAAGGGCUGACUUAAUUGAAAUAAAUAUAAAAGAUUGCCUGUUGAAUAGGGGUGAUAUGUGGGGGCUUUCCAAUCAACUUAUUAACACAUGUGUAUUUGCAGGACAAAAACUAUCCUUCUUAGAUUCCAUUAGAGGCACAGUGAAGGGAAUUUAUAGAGAUGGUAAAAAGAUAUUAUCUGGUUAUAUUAAUGAAGAUACAAAGAUUAUAUUUAGAUCUGAAUCAGCAAAACUAAUAUUCUUAAUUCAAAUAACUGAAGAAAUGUGGCAUUUCGAAGAAUCUGGUGAACAGUUAUUUCAAAAAAUGGUCAAUUCCUUCUUCCCAAAGAUUUUUAAAAAAUGGAAAGACAUUGAUACACAUCAUAAUAUUACAAUUGCAUUUGCCAUUUCAAUGGAUAAUUCUGAAGUCUCAUUUAAACAGUUAAAACCGGGAGAAAGGUUAUCCAAUACUACUGAUUAUUAUAGAAUUGUUGUAGAUGAGGUAAACAUUAUUCAUUGGGUAGAGAUUAUGGAAACUUUACGGAAAGAAUUUAUGCAUUUAACUAAGGACCUUUUAAACGUGAAAACUGAAAAGGGUUACACAAUAAUCAAGGGCAGAUUUGCACCCGUUAUAAAAUCAAACUUCUUAGAAUUAAUUAAUUUUGCAUCCACUGUUUUAAUAAACCCUUUUAGACAAUUGGAUCUGCGACAUACCACAACACAUGUGAUGAUUGUUACGCCGGGAUCAGGAUUAUAUGAUGUUGAUUAUGAUUUACUACGUUUAACAGGGAAAAAAUUAUUAUCCUUGGAGAUGACAAUGGAUUUGAUUUGUUUAUCAAAAGCUCCCCUACACGUGGUGCCAUUAUUUAGAUAUUUGGAUUAUGAAGGACAGUUGCAUAAUUGUAUUCCAAAUUGGUUUAGUAUAUUCUUCUGGAAUGACAUAGCAACGAAAAAGGAGCAGUGGUCACCUCGUUGUAAAAUUUAUGAUUUGCAAAUGAUGGGCUUAACAGAAAAUGAAAUAAGUGAAGAGCAGGAAAUAGUUUCUCUGAAAUGCAACAGGAAAAUUAAUUCAAUUGCCCGAUUUAUUGAUGAUUAUGAUGAUACUGUAUUUGAAUAUAACCACAUCUAUGAGGACAAUGAUUUACUUGGGAUGCCAUUUACAAGUAAAGGAGUCAUACCAAGAGUGAUGAAAAAAACGGUGCAUCCAAAAUCCACGUUCGUUUGGAAGGGUGCCAAAUUUUCUAAUCCUGUCAUUGAAGAUGUCCAAAGAACACAAGUACUGGCAAACAUUUAUACAUUAUCAAAUACGGAAGAUAUUGUUACGUCCGACCAGCUUGGCUACGGUGAAGGGGGCCUAACACCUGUAUUAUCAAGAGAUAAAAACACUUCUCUAGCUUUAGAUUCGUUAAAGGGUAUUACAAGAAAAAAUUCAGUCAGAGAUUUUACAAACAAACUUUUUAAUAAAUUCUUACCAACAAGAGAAAGAGAUAAUUCAGUGAAAUCACCACCUGAUCCUUUAAAGAAUGAUUUGAUGUUCGAAGGAAAAAGUUCAUCAUCUCCACCGGGUUCACUACCUCAAAAGACAGCAAUUGAAAAUAUUCCCAUAAUAAAAAAGAAUUUAUCUAUGUUUGAAAAAGAUAAUCAACAUGUGACCAGUUCUCCUGUAAAUAAUUCAUUUCAUGAUUCAUUAACUACUAUUCCUUCUUCCAAAUAUUCUGUUUCCAACGAUAGAAAGUUACAAUCCAUGGAAAGCUCAAAAAGCAGAGUCAAGAUGGAAGCCUUUAAGAAGGAUAAAAAUUAUUUUUACGUACCGAAUGAAACAUGGAUUGAGAUUAGAAAUCCAUCCAUUCCUGUUAGCAGCGACAUGGCAAGUGAAUUGCUUCCUGUCCGUUGGAAAGAUGUAUGGCCAAAGGACAUUGAAAAACGAUACAGUAAAUGGAGGUCCUUUACGACACCGGCAGAACUUCCUGUUACUAUUUCCAGUUUCCCUUCAGCUGAGGACUUUGAAAAGAAUUUUAUUUUCCGAAAUCAUUCAGUAACACUCAGUAUAGAUCAAGAGCUUUACAAUUUAACCUAUAAAGAUCUCUUGAAGAAUAUGAUUUACAUGAGGUUAGUUAUGGGAUUUCAAAUCUGUACUGGGGAGCAAAUAGAAAGAAUAGAACGACUUAAUGAUAAAGAUGUAGACGGUUCAGCUUGUAACAUCUAUAUCAACGAAAAAAACAUCAGUCAAUUCAAAAUAUACAUGAUGAUCGACCUUGAGAUUCAUAGAAUUGUUUGUGGCGAAAAUGGCACUAUAGAGGUUCAGAGAUAUUUGAUAAAAGAUGCUUUAAAUCCAUUCGACCAAUUUCCAAGUUACUUUCCUUUAGUUAAAACGAGGUAUCAGAAUGAUUUUCGAGAAGCGAAGAUCGAUCCUGUAAGAGUGACAAGAAAAUCCUUGAAUUGGAACCAAAUUGAUCAAACCCUAGCUGGUUACUCAGAUUUUGGUUCAGACAAAUCGUGGACAGGCUUCCGAUCAAAAUUUGUAGUGCUACCGUCAGACAUAUCCCCAACAGCAUUUUCUGCAAUAUCUAGUGGAAGGAAUGAAACAUUGAGUCCUGAAGAAAUUAGAGUGGAGGGUCUUCGUCGUUUAAUUGCUUCGAUUACAAAAUUCAGAUGGAAAACAGAAAAGGAGAAACAAGCUCAACGUAAUAGGAAGGAUGAAAUCCAACCUGAAGUGAUGUUCUACACUGGUUCCCUAUUCAGGUUUAUUAAUGAUCAACAAUAUUCCUUGGAACAGUCAGUCCUGAAUUUUAAAGAUUCAAUUUUUGUGAAAGGUGAUAAAAAUUUUAAUAAAGAUAUUGAUUUAUGGAAGCUAGCAACAGAUAUGCAACAUGGACCACAUUGCAUUAAGUUAGUCAACCGAACCUGGCAUUGGCGAAGACAUAAAAACUGUUUUGUGGGUUCAGAAAUGGUAAAUUGGUUGAUUCAAAACUUCGCAGAUAUCGAAACAAGAGACGAUGCUAUAAAAUAUGGACAGCAUUUGAUGGACAGCGGACUUUUUAAUCAUGUUCUGAGCAAGCAUAGUUUUUUGGACGGACAUUAUUUUUAUCAGUUCUCUCCAGAGUAUACAAUUAGUCCACCUGAAUUAUCUAAGAACGCUUCUGAUAAUGUAAUGCACUCUGAGAAAGUCCAUACUAGUGAAAAAAAAUUUCCAUCUGAUACUUCAGAUCUUAACAAUACAACGCUCUCGUUGGUAACCAGUACAAAUUCUCACGUAUCAAAUAAUGAAGAAUCAGAUGCGGCUGAAAGUCCCCAAGAUAAAGAUAAACCAAACGUGAUUUUGAGUAAUUCAGUUAUAAUCAAUGCAGAUCCAACCGGGAAAUCAUAUAAGCAGGAAACCUGUACCGUUCAUUAUGAUAGAGUUCAUAAUCCUGAACACUGUUUUCAUAUAAGAUUGGAAUGGCUAACAACCACACCUAAAUUAAUCGAUGAUAUGGUUGGUAACUGGUCAAGACUUUGUGAAAGAUAUGGUCUGAAAUUGAUUGAAAUACCAUGGGAGGAGUUGUGCACAAUACCCUCAGUCAAUCCAUUCCACUCAUUUGUGGAGAUCCCGCUGGCAAUUGAUCCUUGGACCGAUCCGGAAUUUGACGAUUUGGUACUUCUCACCAAGAGCAAGUUUUAUUAUCAUAUUCAUCUAUUAAAAUCCUCAGGUUUUCUUUUGGACAAUAGAGCAUCCAAGUUUUUACAAGAUAAGGAUAUUGAAUUUAAUAUAGCCUACUCAUGGGGGCGACCACAGUUCAAGUAUGCUCAGUAUAUUCAUUCAUCUGGUGCAUAUAUUGCAGAAAUAAGAGAGAAUGGUGAUUUAUUUCUUGCUCCGAACAAUGUUUACAUCUCUAGAGUGAAUCCAGCCAAUAUUGUUGGAAAAAUCCAUGCAUCACCAAAGCUUACAGUUGAUGCCCAAACGAUUAUGCUCCGUUUUAAGGAUACUUGCUCCAACUACGAAAAAUUGAGAAUCGUAUUCUUGGAGGCAAAGGAAAAAUGGCAUACAGACAAGGUGACUGAUGAGUAUUGA
Naumovozyma castellii is the source of this 4635-nucleotide messenger RNA. It is a transcript of the gene IML1, whose product is annotated as GTPase-activating protein IML1. The coding region runs from base 1 to 4635 and encodes 1544 amino acids. The record is from RefSeq and is a predicted model, not a curated record. The transcript has a single exon. Lineage: Eukaryota; Fungi; Ascomycota; Saccharomycetes; Saccharomycetales; Saccharomycetaceae.